This is a messenger RNA of Megalops cyprinoides (Indo-Pacific tarpon), 2874 nucleotides long. RefSeq names its product cysteine-serine-rich nuclear protein 1b (gene csrnp1b). The record is from RefSeq and is a predicted model, not a curated record. Gene Ontology annotation, molecular function: DNA-binding transcription factor activity, RNA polymerase II-specific; sequence-specific DNA binding. Gene Ontology annotation, cellular component: nucleus. Lineage: Eukaryota; Metazoa; Chordata; Actinopteri; Elopiformes; Megalopidae. The transcript is spliced from 5 exons. The coding region runs from base 250 to 1956 and encodes 568 amino acids. Gene Ontology annotation, biological process: regulation of transcription by RNA polymerase II.
CGUCAGACGGCAGGAGGGAGUUUUCCACUGACGAAAAAGGCAGCGCCGCUGAGCAGGCUGGAUCAGACAAGGGGAGGCUUCAGCUGGUACGGUUCUCAUACAAUAGCGAGACAAAAAACCCAACAGUCUAUGCGAGGAUAAGCUCAAUUGUGUGGAUUUAAGUGUACAUUUCAUUGACGGAUUUCUUGUAUUUUCACUAAUGGUGAACGGAUACGUGAACUCUUGAUUUGCAGCCGUUACGACAUUGCCAUGAGCGGGGUUCUCAAGAGAAAGUUUGACGAGGUCGACGAGGACCCAUGCUACUCCUCAUCCUCUCCCUCCUCCCUCUCAUCCUCUGCCUUCUCCGAGUGGGACUCGGACGGGGAGAGCUGCUACUCCGACACCCUGGAUUCAAGGCCCAGUAACCCUGGGUCUCCGGAGGCGCGUGUCCCCGUCAUGUCCAUCCUGAAGAAGGCCAAACGGGCUAGGAAGGGCAGCGUGCAGUUUGACCAGGUGACGGUGUUCUACUUCCCUCGCUGCCAGGGCUUCACCAGCGUGCCCAGCCGGGGCGGCUGCACGCUGGGCAUGGUGCGCCAGCACAGCUCCCGCCGCCAGUACACCCUGGCCGAGUUCGCCGUGAAGCAGCGCCAGCUCCGGAGGGAGAAGCUGAAGCAGCGGCUGAAGGAGGAGAAGCUGGAGGCCCUGAAGCUGAAGCUCACCAAGAACGGUACACAGGAGUCUGAGGAGGCCGACCGCCUGACGGUGGAUGACGUAUCGGAGGACGACAUUGACAUCAGUGGAGUGGACCUGGAGGACGGCUUUGCCCUGCACCCCUACCCGUCCAAGAGACGGCACGCCCUGCUGAAGGCUGCUGGCGUCAAGAAGAUCGACAAGGAGGAGAAGCGGCAGCUCCAUGACAUUCGACUGUCACGGGAGGACUGUGGCUGCAACUGCCAGGGCUUCUGCGAGCCCGAGACCUGUGCCUGCAGCCUGGCUGGCAUCAAGUGCCAGAUGGACCAUUCCUCCUUCCCCUGUGGCUGCACGAAGGACGGCUGUGGGAACACGGAGGGCCGCAUCGAGUUCAACUCCAGCCGGGUGCAGACCCACUACAUCCACACCAUCAUGAAGCUGGAGCUGGAGAAGCGCCUGGAGGAGAGCUCCGACAGCGGGGCCCAGGCCCAGCGCCCGCGGGCCGCCGGCGGGCCCCUCGGGGACCCACGUGAGGAGGAUGUCCCCUCGGUCCCCGCCGUCCCCGCCUUCCACUUCAGCUCAGAGCUGGCGGCGGCCGGCGAGAAUAGCUGCAGCAGUGACAUGACAGACUCCUCCAGCUCAUCAGGCCAGAGCGAGGACUCCGAGCCAGCGGGCAGCCCUGACCCUGGCCAGGCCCACCUGGAUGUGGACGACAACGGGCUGGCCCGCAUCCUGAGCUUCAGCGACUCGGACAACGAGGACUGCUCCAGCAGCAGCAGCAGCAGCAGCGUCCGCAACCAGCGGCGGCCCCAGCGGGCCUCGGGGGACUUCGUCAAUGACAACGACGCGGGCGCGGCGGGCGAGCACACGGACAAUCGCAGCCUGUCGCUCUCCGAGUUCCUGGAUGAAAACGCGAACCAGGCCUCUGCACUGUUCCACAGCGGCCCUGUGCCCCACACCCCCUCCCCGUCCGUCGACCACUCGGCCAGCUACAUGGACCUCAGCCUGUCUUCGGAGUCUGACCUGGAGUUUCUGGACGGCUUCCCUGAUUACAGCCCCAGCCCACUGUACAACUCAUUGAGGGACUAUGAGAACUUAGACAACUUCUUUCAGUUCCAGCUGCCUAGCUAUCCCAGCUUCCCCCAGGGAAGCGACUCGGGUACCUGCUUUCUUGAGUCCCUGAUUGGCUUGACAGAAUCCGUCCCGGAACCCCCUGCAACUUUUACAGACAAUCAGCUGUUGGAAGAAGCCAUUAAGUCCUCCAUGAUGGAAUCUGUAAAGGUUUAAUGGAAGAAAAAUGCAAAUUAGACAAUAUAUUAAAAUGAAUGAGGACUGUACUUGUAUACAUUUUACAAGUUUUAGUGUAAAUGUUUUAAUUUAAAAAGGAAGCUGUGAUCCCCCCACUCCUUGUGUUAAAAUAUUUCUCUUUGCCUUUCAAAUGUUAGCAAAGAAGUCCAUCAUCAGAGCUAUACAACAUGGCAGCUGACAUAUUGUACAAUGAAUUGAAAAGGUCGCGAGGGCCUUUUGAGUUUUCUGUGAUGUUUGGCUGAUAUCUUGUCCUGAGAAGCUUUGCGGCUCAAUUGGUCCUCCUCCACUAAGGAAGUGCCCCACAAAGAGCUACCGCUUUAUUUAUAUUUGAGAGAUUUGUUUGGGGUCAUUUUUUGAGUUAUCAUUGAAUGUGCACCUCAGGGACUCUUUCAAGCUCUUCGAAGCAAUGCAUUGUGACUGUGGCUGUGAUGGAAUCUGGGUGUCUUUCACAUGUGACCUCCCCCAAAUUGCAGCAACAUCAGUCUGAUUUCAGCUGAUGGGGUGGGGGGAUGGGGGGGAAUGGGGUUGCCCCUAUGUUUCAUCCUAAAACUGGAAAAACUCCUCUCCCACAAAGAUUUGGUAUGGUACACAAAAUGCCCUUUUGUCUAUGAGUUGCCGAAGCUCUGAGAUCAGCACUUUAACUGUGAGAAUAUUGAGAAUUGAACCAAGUUCAGGCAGAAGAGUCCUUUUUCUCUGCCUUUGAAGUUGUCCUUGGGCAAUACUGUUUAUGAUGUUGGGUCAACAGUGCAAAGGGUUUACAUAAUACGCUAUAAUGAGCAUUUUAUUUAUUAUGAACUACCACAUAUAUUACAGCUAAAGCUCAUAUUCAGAUCAAAAAGGCUAAUAUAACUGUAAUACCUCAAAAGUAUUACAUAAUGUUUUAAUUUAUUUUGUAUG